Molecule: messenger RNA, 1100 nt
Organism: Aureobasidium pullulans EXF-150
Lineage: Eukaryota; Fungi; Ascomycota; Dothideomycetes; Dothideales; Saccotheciaceae
Exons: 1
Coding region: 64-819 (251 amino acids)
Source: RefSeq, a predicted model, not a curated record
CGAGCUUUCGAAUUGGCUGCCCGACUUGACGAGAGCAGGCCCCCUUCAUGUAAAGCCGUCAACAUGUUGUUUGGUGAUCUCCUCAUCGAGAUGGAAGAUUAUAUCUAUGACCAACACGAUGUCUGGGUCAGACAGCAAAAUAUCGAAGCGCAGCGAUCGUCUGAGAAGGUCGAGUCACAGCAGCAAAAGGCCGAAACUAGGGCACCGGAAGAACAAAGGGUGGAGGCUCAGGCACCGCAACAGGAAACUGCCGAAUCUCAGGUACCGCAAGCCAAGACGGAGUUCGAAUGGGAGCCGCAAGCUCAAGAGCCGAACAAACAAAUCCAGCUCGAGGACAUGUUGAAUGAGAUAUUACACAACGAGAAGAGGAUUCAUCUCCACAAGGCUCGCAUCCAGACCAACAGAGCUGGAGGCAAAGGUACGAGCGACGACGACAGACAACUGCAAGUCCUUCAUCAGAGAGAGCUUCAGUGCCUAGAGAUGUUAAAGGAGUUGCGGCAGGAGCAAGAAAGGAGAACGAUACAGUGCGAGAGGGCCAUGUCACAGAACACGAUUCCGCAAGCGACCAAUGACGAGAUGCCCACGUACCAAGAGAUUGUCACCAAAGAGAUCACGCCACCGAGAGCCGCACUUCGAGAAAUUGUCACACCCCAACGACACCAUCCAUGCAUUCCUGACUCCAAAGUGUCUUACCCUCAGAGCUACGACGAAAACGGGUCUGGAUUGCCUUGUGACCCUGAUUACGAGCGUUUACAAAGGUGUCGAAUGGCAGAGAUAAGGCGGCAGAGACUGACCAGGAGGACGACAAAGACAAGAUGACGCACAGGAUUCCAAUCUGCCUAAUGAGAUAUGAUUGUUAAGAUUUCCACCAAUUUGCCCAACUUUCCUUUCCCCAACAUUUGACAUUCUCUGAUCUUCAUGUCAAGCCAGAAAAUUGCUUGCCGCUUUCCUGUGGCCACAUCCUCUUUUCCCAACUGGACCUCCUAGUCGGAUACGGCGAUGUUUUGGAGUCUAGUACGAUAGCAUGUCUCUAGAUAUCACUGGAAUCAGAGACUGUUUGAACAAGCAUUACAUCCGAUUCCUUCGACACCGAGGGCUCC